Molecule: messenger RNA, 1122 nt
Organism: Besnoitia besnoiti
Lineage: Eukaryota; Apicomplexa; Conoidasida; Eucoccidiorida; Sarcocystidae
Product: SAG-related sequence
Exons: 1
Coding region: 1-1122 (373 amino acids)
Cellular component (GO): membrane
Source: RefSeq, a predicted model, not a curated record
AUGGAGAUUCAAACUCCCAACUCCGCCCGAGCUCCGCAGCGAGGCACGCAGCGGAAGUCUCUUCUUGCGUCACGCACAAGACUAACGCCACCGCUGCUACUUGCAACUGUGACUCUUCUGUUGUACCGUCCACUGCUUUCCGGAGUGGGUUCCUUGGCUGAUGAAACCGUAAAACUAUCAUGCGAGACGUCUGCGAAACGGACAAAGUGCACCUGCGUGAACGGGGGUGCAACCACAGAAACGAAGGCCGUAUCUCUUUCUCAGACUGAAAACGAAUUCGAGAUGUACUGCACGCAUAACCUUACAUGCGCACCACUCGGGCUAAAGGAUUCAGUGGUGUGCCUAGCAACCGUGGAAAGUCUUAACCAGUGCGAGAACGACACCGAGGACAAGAAAAACUGCAUGGAUGUCAAACAGCUACUGGAGGGGGCGCCCGAUUCGGUAAAGUGGACGAAUGGCAAUGCCAUUCCAUCCCAAGAUACGUCAAAAGUCUUAGGUGUGCCACAAGAAAACUUCCCUUAUGUCGACGGUAUCUUCUCGGUCGGGUGCAUAGAAAGCAACGACACGGAAAAAUGUCGGGUGAAUGUGGUUGUCAAAGCGAGAGCAACGACGACUCAGGAUCGAAAAGUGAUAUGUGCGUACGGCACGGACAGCAACCAGGAACAUCAGACAAUGACGCUCAGCCCGUCGGAGAACAGCUUCACGCUUGUGUGUGGUGAGAAAGGCGAGAUUGUGCAGAAGAACUACAAGGAAACCUACUGCCCCGUGACAGAAGGGAAAGAGGCUGUGACAGAAUGCGCUAAAGGCUACAAGCCAAUACUCCCUGCUUAUGAGCAUAACUGGUGGACUGGCGACGAGAAACAAUCCUUCACGCUGACAAUUCCGAAGGAUGCGUUUCCGGAGAACGACGCAAAAAUGACGGUCCAGUGCCAGAAGAGGGUAGAGGCCGGCGAAACGGCGAAAGCCGCGCCAGCCGCACCCAGUCCGACUGUCUGCAGCGUCGAUGUAACGAUUCAGGGAAUUGGAUCAAGCAGUGCGUUCUCUCCGCCUGUGCAUGUCGCAGGUCUGUUCGGGCUGGGAGUGUCUGGGGUUGUGGCAAUUUUGUCAUCGCUUGUUGAAUAG